This is a messenger RNA of Penicillium psychrosexuale, 2160 nucleotides long. RefSeq lists its product as uncharacterized. Bases 1 to 2160 code for a protein of 719 amino acids. The transcript has 2 exons. The record is from RefSeq and is a predicted model, not a curated record. Lineage: Eukaryota; Fungi; Ascomycota; Eurotiomycetes; Eurotiales; Aspergillaceae.
AUGCUGGACUGGAUUAAGGGGAACGAUCAAACCGCACAGGCUACAGAUGACUCUAAGCUGCUAGAACCCCCUGAGACCCCAGGCCAUGUCUUUGCCAUUCGUGCAUUCAAGAGCGCUCUGUUUGGCACCCCCGGAGCAGAGGACGAUGGAAAAAACGCGUCCCCGAGACAGUCCGGUCACCAACGAAGCAAAAGCGAUACGAUAACAUCCGCGCCAACUGAUAUCAAGACCGACGCGAAAUCAGGCGACGCGACUUACAACCCCACGGGAUCCCCUACGAAAAGCAUACUUGUUACACCCGGAACCGCAUUGCGUCGGAAGACGGUAUCCUUUGGCGAAAGUGUCAUCGACAAUGAGGGGAAACGCCCCGGCUCGGCCAGUAAGCCGGCCAAGACUCCACCAAAUCCUUCCGGAGCCCUCAGUACCCAGUGGAUGUCUGGGUCAUCAGAUGGAAACGGCAAGCCGAGGAGCAAACUCACCCAGACACUCAUGAAUGCACGCGACAACGCAUCCAAGAACUCCGAUCCGGCCAAAUCUGAUGAGAACACACGGGAAACGAAACAUGCCAUGGGCUCUGGGUCCAAGGAUACCCUCGACGAAGAUGUCACCAUCAAUCUGGAUGACCCUCACUCAGAGUCAGGCAAGUACUGGAAAACUGAAUUCGAUAAUUACCGUGUGAAAACCAAUCGAGAGAUUAAGAAAUUGAUUCAUUACCGAUCGAUUGCCAAAUCCUACGCUCGCAAGAAGGAUACAGAAGCUAUGCGGCUGGCCGACAAGCUCAAGGAGGAAGAAGAAAAGGUCGCCGAGAUGGAAAGGCAGGUGUCACGGCUUGCUUCUUCGAUGGUCGGGGAGGGAUCGACAGGCGACAAGGAGCAACUGGUUCAAGAUUUGACCAAACAAACCGCUCUUGCAUUGCAAUAUAAGCAGCAGGUUACCUCGUUGCGCAGCGCCUUAGAACGACAUGAUGUCGUAAGCGAUGCGGCAAAUAUCACACAAAAGAAAAAGGAAGAACCUCCUUCAAACGCUCCAACGGAAGAGCUUCGCAAAACACAGCAAGAAUUGGAACAAGCCAAUGCCAAGAUUGAGGAGAUGAAAAAACAGCAGUCCGAACUAAACAAACUUCAAGACCUCGCGCAGAGCUCAGAAAAGAAAGCUCAAGCACUCGAGAAAGAGAACGACACUCUAAAACAAACACUAGCCCGAGUGAAGCAGGAAAUGUCUCGAUAUGAAGGUCGACGAAAGGACAAGGAAACAAGACUGAAGCAGAGAGAGGCCAGACUGGAGCAGCGGAUCCAAGAAUACAGAGAAAAGCUCAAAACGGUCUCCCAAGAGCACCGUGCCUCGGAAGAGAAUUUGAGAAAUACUUCUGAUGCAGAGCGCCGCCACAUGCAGAAACAAAUCGACCUUCUGAAGCUGCGACUCGGUUCUACCGAACGCUUUCCGGCAUUACCUUCCACGGAGCGGCAAUUCCUAAGUCCUCGCAAAGACAACACAGACGUGCAGGCGUUUGACUUUGACUUUGGUGACCAGGACAUUACCGAUCAGGACCUUGAGAAACCCGAAGAAGAACUCACCGAAGAUACCGAGCCUCCCCCAAGCCCGAGUCCACGCUCCAAAUCACGACCUGCUCUGCGCAGUAACACCUUGGGCACACUUAGUACAAGACCGAUUACCCGAAACAUAGUCGCAGAUGACGACGAGGUGACACAUUAUCUAAACGAAAUCCUCCUGAAGCCGCAACUCGAGGCCCGUACUGCCGCAUUGGAUCAAAUUCCCCCGUCCUCGCCUCCCGAUAUCUCAGCCCUGAAGUCGCUGAACCGCACAUACUCAAGACGCCGACUCGGUGAAGGUCAACGGCUCUAUCGGAAUCCGAACCUGAACCCGAACCCCCCUGCGGACGAUGAUACUCGGCUCAGCAACCGACACACACAACGCGAACGUACCCACAUCAAAUCGACCCUCGAUUCAAUGUCUGGCCUCCCUUCUCGCAGCCGGUAUUCGGGGUAUGCCGUUUCAGCGGGCGAGCGCGUGGGCAAGCGGUAUGGGUUUACUGAUGUCCAGCGUGAAGCGCUCACUCCUGAACGAAUUGCCGCGGCCAAGUCACGGCUCAGGCAGAAGGACAGUCGUAAGAUCAAAGCAUUUGGAAAGGAGAAUCUUUGA